GCCCAAUAGAGCCAUGGAUCUCGCGUAGAAAAGGUCUCGGGGUUGUUUCCCAUAAUGCACUGCAAUUUCUUCUACUUCCUCUUUCCGCCAUAUUGCAGAACCGGCAUCAUGGUGCGCAUGAACGUUCUUGCAGAUGCCUUAAAAAGCAUCAACAAUGCAGAGAAGCGUGGGAAACGUCAGGUGCUCAUCAGGCCCUGCUCCAAGGUCAUUGUGCGCUUCCUAACCGUCAUGAUGAAGCACGGUUACAUUGGUGAGUUUGAGAUUAUUGACGACCACAGAGCCGGAAAAAUAGUUGUCAAUCUCACAGGCAGACUGAACAAGUGUGGCGUGAUCAGCCCACGUUUUGAUCUCCAGCUGAAGGAUCUGGAGAAGUGGCAGAACAACCUGCUCCCUUCAAGACAGUUCGGAUACAUAGUGCUGACCACUUCAGCUGGCAUCAUGGAUCAUGAAGAGGCCAGACGGAAACACACAGGAGGCAAAAUCCUUGGAUUCUUUUUCUAACAUGUACAAACUGCAAAUAAAAACAACCAAGGAAA
This is a messenger RNA of Boleophthalmus pectinirostris (great blue-spotted mudskipper), 536 nucleotides long. RefSeq names its product ribosomal protein S15a (gene rps15a). NCBI's taxonomy places the organism in Eukaryota, Metazoa, Chordata, Actinopteri, Gobiiformes, Gobiidae. The record is from RefSeq and is a predicted model, not a curated record. Gene Ontology annotation, biological process: translation. The transcript is spliced from 5 exons. Bases 55 to 501 code for a protein of 148 amino acids. Gene Ontology annotation, molecular function: structural constituent of ribosome. Gene Ontology annotation, cellular component: cytosolic small ribosomal subunit; ribosome.